CGGAAGGCGCGGCCGGCUGAGGAGCUUCGUAGCCAUUGAAGAAUUUGAUUGGCAGUUUGAAAAAGGCGGUUCUGGUUGAGGUGGAGGUGGGCGGGCUAAGUAGUGGGUCCUGAUCUGGUGUGGUCCCCGGUUAAUUACGUCACACUCUUUCGCGGGAGAAAUUCGAAAGUGGAUUUGUGCAAUGGGACAGGUGGUAUAAGUAGUUGAGUAACCGCUGAGUAUUUGCUGGAUCUGACUGGUUUAUAACUUCAGAAGAAACAAUGGAAAGCCAAGAAUUUAUUGUACUUUAUACUCACCAGAAGACGAAGAAGUCAAAAGUGUGGCAAGAUGGAAUUCUGAAGAUCACCCACUUAGGAAACAAAGCAAUUUUAUAUAAUGACAAAGGAGAUUGUCUGGACAGCAUAUUUCUUAAGCACCUUGAGGUGAAACCUGGAGAUGACUUAGAAAGCGAUCGAUUCUUAAUUACAGUUGAAGAGGUUAAAGUUGCUGGAAGCAUAGCUCCUAAGCAGAAUGUUGUCAAAGAAGCAGCAGAGUUAAAUUCAAGGAGGUUUCUCUCUUCUGGCCAGUCCCUUGGAUGUCAGCCUUCUGGUUUAAAAAGGAAGUUUCCUGGCUUUCAAUUACCACGUCCAGUGCCAAAGAAAAUGGUUACUACAGAAAAUGGUCAACCUGCUAUAUCACUUGAGGCUCAGAAAUCUGGUCCAACUUUUCUUUCUCCAUUCUACAGCACAUCUCCUUUGUUUUCUACUGCUGGCAAGAAAGAUACAAAAAAUAUAUCAACAGACCCUGAGAACAUUGUUGUUUACAAGAACAGAGAGAGAAGCGGCAUGCCUUCUUCUUCAGUUGUCUCUACCCCAUCCUUUAAGGUUAACCCGGAAGUGCUAUGUGCAGAGAAUUAUUUUUGCUCUCCUAUCAACUCUGUAAGUAAGCAUUCAGACUCUACACUGGCAAAUAAGCCCACGAAAAGAGAUAGUUUGGCAUCUCACUGUUUAGGAAUUUCUCAAAACGUCAGGAGCAGAGCACAGAUAUUGGCUCUUCUGAAGUCUAAAUCAACUAGUACAUAUAAAGAACUAAAUUCUGAGAUUACAGAACAUUUUACACAGAUACAUCCACAAGAAAGUUUAAAAAUUCCUACUAAACCAAAGUGCCUAGUUGAACAAGAAAAGUGUGCUGAGGUGAAGAGCACAGAACGGUUACACUACCAGCAUCAAUCAGAAAAUAUCGUAAGAAAUAAAAGCCGAUGGACCGUGUAUUUAUCCUCACAGAGCUCACCUAUACAUUCUUCUUAUAUGAAUGGAAGUGAUGUAGAAAGGAAACCCAAGGCCCAGGGAGAUGAAAUAAAUACAAAUAUGAAAGACCUUUUGGUACAAAAGAAGGUACAGUUCUUUGAAACAUAUGCUGAAAUGGGGGAAAAGUAUAAUGAAGACAAGCAAGUAGCUAAUGAUCCAUCCUCCUGGGAUCAGGAAAUAAAUUUUGAAAUUCCUUCAUCCUGUGAAAGCUUCAGCUUACCAGUUACAUAUAGCAAUGCAGAAUAUGCAGAGGUCCAAGGAAAUGAUAAAAUAUCUUUUAAUCAUAAUGACCAGGUGUGCAUGAAAGGACCAAAUCUUAAUGGAGAAAAUGUUCAGGAGGUAAAUACAUGUGGAACACCAGAAAGAGAGUAUAAACAACCAGUGUCUUCUCUGCCAGAAGUGGAGCAUCUACAAAUUGAAUCUUCUCUAAGUAACAAUUUUAGUAUCUCUGAUGAUAGUACAGACGUGUUUUCUAACAGUAGUGCUAAUAAUGAAGGAAUUAAUGGUAUUAAUGAACCUAUGAGUAAUGCAACACAGCCAUUUUUGGAAAUAACUUUUGAUCUGAACAAUUUUGAGACCAGUGACACGGAGGAGGAAUCACAGGAAAGCAGCAAAAUUUCCCAGGAUUCAGAGCAUAACGGUAAUUCGUGUGUGCAGAAGAGAUGUGAGGACAUAAGCUGUAAGGAAAUUGGCAGUGAACAUUUGCCUCUCUUAACGUCUUUUGGUGGCAAAGCUAUGAAGCCGUUACCUAUUAAAGAGACUCUGCCAUCACAGUUUAGCGCUAGAACUUGUGUAGAAUUUGACACGGGACCUUGUAAAGCUGAAAACACUGGAAAAGAAAUAGAGGACUAUAAUGACACAUUAAGUAACUUUGACUCAUCUUUAGAGUGGACCAAUGAUAUAUGCGUAGAUAAUAAUGACGAUGCUAAUAAGUCUAUCCAUAAAGUCAAAACUGGCUAUGAUUUCGCUUUACUCGCAAAUAAAUCUAAAGGCAUAAGAACAAAUUUACAUACUCAUCAGUUUUUAGGCAAGGCCACUAAUCAGACUCCUGAAAACACUAGCCUGUUUUCAGAAGACCUUCAGCCUCAGCCUUUUAUUUUGGGAAGUGACUUGGACAAAAAUGAUGAACAGGUUUUAUCAUCACCCUCUAGUAAUGACAACAGUAUCCAGCUAUUAAAUACCAAUCAACAACAUUCUGAAUAUAUUGCACUUGAUAAAUCAAAUACCCAAGUUUCCAAUUCUUCGUUUCACCCUCUGGGAAAUAAGCAUUCUAUUUCCAAAGAACCAGAAGCACGUAGUCCUAUGUAUGAAAAUUCAGGAAGGAUUGAGAGUUUGCCCCGUGAACACAUUGAGAUAGAAAGUGUUGGAGAUUGCAAACAAUAUCACAGUAAUCAUGGAAAUUCUUCAGAACAUUCUGGAUUAGUAAAUAACAUUUCCCUAUUAAGGUCUCUGUCUGAACACAGUACAGCUUUAGAAAGCUUGGAAGUACUGAAAAAGAAAAAUACAUCUUCUAAACAACGAGAAACUCAGCAGACAUGUGCGCCAGAUAGCAGUCCUGAAGCUUGGAAACCACUUACUACAGUAGUUUCACAAGCUAUACCAAAGUUUCCUCGUCUGAACCAGGAUUCUCCUCAACAGAUGCUGAAAGAAAGUGAAGUUGAACUGAAUGAGCCACUUGAGUCCUUGCAGUUCUUUACCUUGGGAAGUGAAGAAAAGAAUCCUUUUCUAGCUGUUAUUCCUAAACAAAUAGAGACCAGUAACCCUAAGCUUGUUGAGUUUCAAGGGCACCAAGUGAAAGGAUCAGCUACUAGUGCUGUGAUGGUCAGAGGACACAGCUCACAGCUAGGAUGCAGUCUGUUUCCAGAUAGCAUUGAGCAUGAAAACUUCAUGACAGACUCUUGUUUUCCAACUUCAAAUUGCAUGCAGAUUGACUUCUUGCAGUUCCCAGAUAAAGAAAACUUUAAUAUUGAAGACAAUUUUCUAAAGAUAGCAGAAUCUGAUAAGGACACCACUGAAAACAAUUCAAUUUUAGGUUUCCUUCCUAAAGAUGCAGAACAUUCAGAAUAUCAUUAUUUGGAUUAUAAUUUCAAAUCAGCAGAGAGGACUGUGUGGGAAGCCAAUAAGGUGACAUCACCAGAACAAAAGAUCUCUACAUUAAGUCCUGUUUCUACUUUUUCUCUGACCUCAAGAGAUGAAGAUUUCUUGCUAGAAUUCUCCGAGGCGGCCCUGAAAGCAAGAACUUUUCCUGGUGAUUUUCACUUUCUCACCUUGGAAGGAAUGAAAAAAGCCGUUUCUCUGGAGAAGAAGAACCUUCAAAGGCUUCCAUUAGUAAGUAGAAUGCGAGUUCCACUUAUUACUUUGCCACCUGCUGAUGGGCCACCUGACUUAGAUUCUUGCUCACAUGUGAUUAACUGUGACACGCAAAAGUCCUCUCGUUCCCCUGUAUUCAACUUGUGUGAAGAGUCAGCAUUUCUUUCUUUUGGCUUUGAGUCCAAGGACCAAAGUGAAACUUUUUUCUUUGAAGAAUCUGGGGAAGAGAUCACAGGGGAUGUUUCACCUCUCAGUAAUAUAUCUACCAAAAGCAAGUGGCUGAAAUAUCAGAACAUACCCCAGUGUGACUUCGCUGCUCCAGACAAAGUUGAUAAGAAAGUAAGAGAUGGCUUCUUUGCUGAGGCUGUCUCUGGGAUGCAUUUUAGUGACACAGGCGAAAGGCAGAGCAAUGCUAUGAAUAAAAGCUCUUCAGACUCUGUGCAUUUGCAAAUGAUAAAAGGCAUGCUCUAUCAACAGCAGCAGGAUUUUAGCAGUCAAGAUUUGGUUUCCAGAAAGAUGGCGCUCUCUCUGAAUUUAGAGCAGGCUUCCAAGACUGAAGAAGUUCAAAAUGUGUUAGGAGAGUCUGCCUGCUACAGCUACAGUGUACCAGGCCAUCCGCAGGAGAUAAAUGCCUCUGAGCUAUCAUUCCCAAGUGGACAGAAAAUAAAAUCUGCUUGUCUUCCCCAAAGGCAUAUUCACAUACCAGCUGUUUUUCAGUCUCCUGCUCAUUAUAAGCAGAUUUUUACAUCUUGCCUCAUAGAACAUCUAAAUAUAUUGCUGUUUGUGUUGUCACAAAGGUUGUAUAAAGCUCUUUCAAAAGUUGACAUAUCAUUUUACACAUCUUCAAAAGAAGAGAAACAAAAAAAUGUAGAAAAUAAUGUGCCAUCCUGCCAUCAUCAUCAACCUGCAAAACUUGUCAUGGUUAAAAAAGAAGGUCCAAAUAAGGGUCGGCUUUUUUAUGCCUGUGAUGGACCCAAAGCUGACCGAUGUAAAUUUUUCAAGUGGCUUGAAGAAGUGUCUCCAGGAUAUUCGACACAAGCAGAAUCUCGACCCAGCAUGGUUUUAAGUGAUAUAAAGAGUAUUGGCUUGUAUUUAAGAAGUCAGAAGAUACCACUGUAUGAGGAGUGCCAGCUUUUGGUGAGAAAAGGAUACGAUUUUCAGGGAAAACGGUAUGGCAAACUAAAAAAGUUUACUACUGUAAAUCCUGAAUUUUAUGAUGAACCUAAAAGCAAACUGUAUCUUAAGCUGAGUAGGAAGGAAAGUUCUUCGACGUACAGCAAAGAUGAUCUUUGGGUGGUUUCAAAAACCCUGGACUUUGAACUAGAUACCUUUAUUGCGUGUAGUGCUUUCUUUGGACCAUCAUCUAUCAAUGAGGUAGAGCUACUGCCUUUGAAAGGGUAUUUUCCUUCAAACUGGCCCACUAACACAGUGGUCCAUGCAUUACUGGUUUGUAAUGCUAGCACAGAGCUAACCACUUUGAAAAACAUUCAGAGCUACUUUAAUCCAGCUACUCUACCUCUAACACCGCACCUGUUAACAAUGUCUUCACCAACUACAGUUAACAAGAGAGUCAAUAAAAGAAAAUUUAUUCCACCAGCCUUCAUAAAUACCAACACAAAAUUUGAACUAAGCCCUGGAACAUCAUUGCAGUUAGCUAGUGAGUUAAUUCAGGUACACAAGUUAAACAAGGACCAAGCUACAGCUCUGAUUCAAAUAGCUCACAUGAUGAUAUCACACGACAGUGCUAAAGUACAGGAACUACGAACCCAUACCCUCCCUAUCACAAUCAUACAUGGUGUCUUUGGAGCAGGAAAGAGUUAUUUGCUGGCAGUAGUUAUUUUAUUCUUUGUACAGCUAUUUGAAAAGAGUGAAGCUUCUACAGAUGGAAAUGCAAGACCAUGGAAAGUUCUGAUUUCUUCUUCCACUAAUGUAGCUGUUGACAGAGUACUUCUUGGGCUUCGCAGUCUUGGAUUUGAAAAGUUUGUCAGAGUUGGGAGUGUUAGGAAGAUUGCCAAGCCAAUUUUACCUUAUAGCUUGCAUGCUGGCUCAGAAAAUGAAAGUGAACAGUUAAAAGAACUACAUGCACUAAUGAGAGAAGAGCUGACUCCAGUGGAAAAAGUUUAUGUGAGAAAAAGUAUUGAGCAGCAUAAACUGGGAACCAACAGAACUCUGCUGAAGCAGGUUCGAGUCGUUGGAGUUACCUGUGCAGCCUGCCCAUUCCCGUGCUUGAAUGAUCUUAAGUUUCCUGUAGUUGUGCUGGAUGAGUGCAGUCAAAUAACUGAACCGGCUUCUCUCCUUCCCAUUGCAAGGUUUGAAUGUGAAAAGCUGAUUCUUGUUGGGGAUCCCAAACAGCUGCCUCCUACUAUUCAGGGUUCUGAUGCUGCUCAUGAAAAUGGAUUGGAACAAACUCUUUUUGAUCGACUUUGCUUAAUGGGUCACAAGCCAGUUCUCCUCAGAACCCAAUACCGUUGUCACCCUGCAAUCAGUACUAUUGCUAAUGAUCUGUUCUAUGAUGGAAACCUCAUGAAUGGUGUUUCAGAAACAGAGAGGAGCCCUUUAUUGGAAUGGCUGCCAACCCUGUGUUUCUACAAUGUCAAAGGACUUGAACAGAUUGAAAGAGAUAACAGCUUUCAUAAUAUGGCAGAAGCUGCUUUUACACUCAAGCUGAUUCAAUCACUGAUUGCAAGUGGAAUAGCAGGCUCUAUGAUUGGGGUGAUAACAUUAUACAAAUCCCAGAUGUACAAGCUUUGUCAUUUACUCAGUGCUGUGGACUUUGACCAUUCCAAUAUUAAAGCUGUCCAGGUGUCUACAGUGGAUGCUUUUCAAGGAGCUGAAAAGGAGAUCAUUAUUCUGUCCUGUGUAAGGACAAGACAAGUAGGAUUCAUUGAUUCAGAAAAAAGAAUGAAUGUUGCAUUGACCAGAGGAAGGAGGCAUUUAUUGAUUGUGGGAAAUUUAGCCUGUUUGAGGAAAAAUCGGCUAUGGGGGCGCGUGAUCCAACACUGUGAAGGAAGAGAAGAUGGAUUGCAACAUGCAAGCCAGUGUGAACCACAGCUGAACCAUCUCCUUAAAGAUUAUUUACAAAAACAAGCAGAAGAAAAACAGAAGAAAAAGAGUGAAAAAGAGAAAUCUCAAAGUAAAUCUCUUUCACAAAAAGACACUGUGUAGACAUUAUGUAUUUAUGUAAAUUCAAAUUCAUUUUACAACCUAUAUUUUUUAUAUUUUUCUUACCCUAAAACCUUUGUUAUGGAAAAAAAAAGCUUGAUCUUGAUGAUAUUUUAGUAACACAUUAAAUAAGUUCAGCCAAAAAGUUUUCGUAUUCAAAAAAGUAUGAAUUAUUUAUAGUAAGAUAGGCAGAUGUUGAAGUGAAUAUAAAAUCUUAACUAAUAAAAAUAAUUUUUUUCUUAAACCCAUGCCGUCUGCUUGCUAAAGAAAUGCAUUUUACAAAGGACAGGCUAAAGCCUUCUUGAGGAAUACCAACAUUACUUCAAAAUGUGUAAAUAUCUCAAAAGCUCAUCUAUUAGAAUAUACCUGCACAGUCAGUUAUACCAACCUACUCCUUUCUGAACUAUAACUCUGUAUUUUAAAAAUAAAUAUAAUUCUAUCCUAUUUUAUAAAUAAAAACAUAUUCAAAGUAAAACUUUUAAGAAGUACAAAAGAGAAGAAGGAAGAAAAACACCCAAAGUCUACACGUGGAAAGAACAGUGUUCAACACCCUUCAGUGGCCAAUGCCCAGCACAAUACCUGGUAUGUUAAAAAAAA
Molecule: messenger RNA, 7355 nt
Organism: Loxodonta africana (African savanna elephant)
Lineage: Eukaryota; Metazoa; Chordata; Mammalia; Proboscidea; Elephantidae
Gene: ZGRF1
Product: zinc finger GRF-type containing 1
Exons: 30
Coding region: 261-6761 (2166 amino acids)
Biological process (GO): double-strand break repair
Cellular component (GO): nucleus; site of double-strand break
Molecular function (GO): zinc ion binding; helicase activity
Source: RefSeq, a predicted model, not a curated record